Molecule: messenger RNA, 530 nt
Organism: Microsporum canis CBS 113480
Lineage: Eukaryota; Fungi; Ascomycota; Eurotiomycetes; Onygenales; Arthrodermataceae
Product: yjbQ
Exons: 2
Coding region: 96-530 (144 amino acids)
Source: RefSeq, a predicted model, not a curated record
UAUACGAGCUGUUAUCUUCACCGUCCGAACGGCCCGCCCCUCCUCAACCGCAGCUACAGCCGUGCACAGCUAUCUGCACCCCUCCUAUACCCACGAUGUCCUGGUUCCAGAAGAAGAUCACUCUUCCAAGCCGUUCGCGCGGAUCAUAUUUGAUCACAGACCAUAUAGUAUCUGAAAUUCCGGAGAUUUCCUCGUACAAGACUGGCCUUCUGAACCUCUUCAUCCAGCAUACGAGUUGCGCGUUGAGCUUGAACGAGAACUGGGAUGCGGAUGUGCGAGCGGAUAUGAGUGACGCCCUGGAUAGGAUUGCACCCGAAGAUUGGAAGGGAACUCUGUACCGCCAUAGCGCAGAGGGGCCAGAUGACAUGCCUGCGCACGUCAAAUCUGCUCUUAUCGGUGCAUCCGUAACAAUUCCAAUUACGGACGGGCGUUUGGCUACAGGAACAUGGCAGGGGAUAUGGUAUCUUGAGUUCCGGACCAGUAAACACACCAGGAAUGUUGUGGCUACGAUACAGGGGGAAAAGAAAUGA